Eleginops maclovinus (Patagonian blennie) is the source of this 1944-nucleotide messenger RNA. Its product is annotated as C-type mannose receptor 2-like. The transcript is spliced from 8 exons. The record is from RefSeq and is a predicted model, not a curated record. The coding region runs from base 36 to 998 and encodes 320 amino acids. NCBI's taxonomy places the organism in Eukaryota, Metazoa, Chordata, Actinopteri, Perciformes, Eleginopidae.
AGCAACUGAAGAAAUCUAGAUUUGUUAAAGUCAGCAUGGACAAGACUCUGUUGGUGAUGCUCCUGCUCUCAGGCUUCUGGACCCCCUACCUUUUUCGAAACGACUACUUCUUUAUCAAACAGAACUUAACCUGGGAUGAAGCACACGAGUACUGCAUUAUGGGGAACAAUGAACUGGCCCAAAUACAAAACCUGGAAAACGCCACAGAAAUUAUGAGAGUUUAUACUGCGGAGUACACAGACAAGGCCUGGAUAGGACUGUUAGCGAACGCUUCAGAUUGGACCUGGGUGGAUGGAGAACCAGCCACAUAUUUGAAAUGGGAAAUUGAUCAGCCAGAUAACAUUGACACGGAUGAGUAUUGUGUGACCAUCAAUGGUGAAGGACGUUGGGGCCUUGCCAACUGCUCACUAAAGAAACCUUUUGUUUGUCAAGAUGAAGUAGAUUUAGAUAAAUUAUAUGAAAGUACGCGGGACAUGACUUGGAAUGAUGCCAAAACCAGUUGCAAAGAAAGUGGUAGAUUUCUGGUCACAAUCCCUGAUCCACAGGUGAAUUCUAAAGUAAAGUUAAAUGCACAAGAAACAGAAAUAUGGAUUGGCCUUAGCAAACCCAAACUCUGGUAUUGGUCAGAACCCGGAGAAAACCACUUCACAAACUGGAAAGAGGGACAACCUGACAACUCAAACGGAGAAGAAAGUUGUGCAGCCGUAGCAUUGAAAGAUGGAACCUGGACGGAUGAGCCCUGCAAUGCAACUUAUCCUUUCUUCUGCUAUGGAGAUGUGACUUGGUGCAAGGAGCCCUGUGUAAAGUGGAACAAAUCAGGCAAUAGAGUCCUCAAAGCACGGAAAACAGUGGUGAGAGUGAGAAUCACGUCCAGUGCAAACAUGAAGUAUCCAACCUGCAGUGCGGACCUGCAGCGACAGCUGCAGGCAUUACUUGUUAAUAAGGGACUGACAGAUUUCAAACUGACCUGGAAGAAACUGCCAGUGAAUCGUACUUGAUAGAGCAGUGACAAUUAAAAGAUGCUUGUUGAUGCUGUGAGAGGACUCCCAGAAAAACGUACCACAACAUUGAGUAUACACAGCAUCCUACAAACAGAUAAGGAUUACUGUCUGCAUUUCCUUACUAUGGAAAUAUAUCAUUUUUUUCCCUUAAGGGAAUUAAGACUGAACUCAGAAAAGCUCAGUCUCACUUGUAAAUGUUUCAGUUUUGUAUUAAUUUACAUCACACUGCUGUGUUUUUCACUUCAUGUGUGAUUUAGAGAUUAUUAUGACUUAUAUAGUGACAUAUAAAUACUUUAUAAACUCAGAAAUAUUCAUAAUUUCCAUUUAGUUUCUCAUAUAAUACUUAAUAUUAUUUUCAUUAAUAUGUUUUCGGGUAAAUGCAUCAACAAGGUUGGUGGUUCAAUGCUUGAUCUGAUAUGACAUGCAGAAUGGACUUUGCCUGUUACUGAACCCCAAAUUGCUAGUUGGUAGCAUUUCUAUUUUUUUGGCAUCUGCCAGCAGUAUGUUUUUAAAUACCUUCAUAAAUCAAUAUAAGUUCACAUCACCACUUUACCAUGUCUGCUGUCAGCCCUUUCUGAAGGGGAACUGAAGCAAUGUCUAGGUUUUUGCCAACAUAAUCGAUUUGAAAAGAAACUGUAAUUUUGUCCAUUUGCUUUGCAUCCAUGGGCGAACAAGAAACAAAAUGAAUUGAUAAUGUGAAACAAAAUGACAAGUUUAGCGAGAACCCAGAGGGUCCUAUGAUUAAUACUUAAAGGUGUGUAUUUAUGUAUUUUAUGAAUCCCUGUUUUACUUGUGUACUUCAACAUAAAUGAAUAAAAUGUUUGAUUUGAAUCUACCUUCCUCCAUUUAGAACAUGUAGAAUAUUUGCUUGUUAAACAUUUACAAUUAAAAUGUUAAACUUGUAAUUGUUUUGGUGGUGAAUGGUUUCCAUUGGUGCUCGUGA